GGGAUUUCCCUAAUGCAAUGGAACAGUGUAGAAAUAUUUUUUAGUUCCGUUUCCCCGAUCGUGCCCGCGGCCAGACAGCCUCCAGCUGGUCCAUCAGACACACGGGGACAAUAUAAAACUAGCCUGUCCAGUCCACAACAUAACUCAUAAUGGUUGACGAAGCAACACGCAAGACUCUCAGUUCUAUCCCACUCAUGCGGGUGAAAGCUGGACCUCGUGAUAAGGAGGCUUGGGUCACUCGCCUCAAGGAGGAAUACCAAGGACUUAUUAAGUACGUGCAGAACAACAAGGAGGCAGACAAUGACUGGUUCCGGCUUGAAAGCAACAAGGAAGGCACAAGGUGGUUCGGCAAGUGUUGGUAUAUCCAUGACAUGCUCAAGUAUGAGUUUGAUGUUGAGUUUGAUAUCCCAGUGACGUACCCAGCCACUGCACCAGAGAUAACACUACCAGAGCUUGAUGGGAAGACAGCCAAGAUGUACCGAGGUGGCCGCAUUUGCCUCACAGACCACUUCAAGCCACUCUGGGCUCGUAAUGUCCCAAAGUUUGGAAUUGCACAUGCCAUGGCACUUGGGUUAGGUCCAUGGUUAGCUGUUGAAAUCCCUGAUAUGAUUCAGCGAGGAGUCGUCACAUACUCUGAGAAGAAAGGUUGAUUGGAGUGUUAUUUAGUAAUUAAUGUAUUACAAGAACCAGUUGUGCUUGUUUUAAAAUUCCAUAAUUUGAUCAUUCUAAAACAUUCAAAGCAAAUGGUGAUGUUCCAGUUGGUGAAAAUGGAUUAUAUUAGUAAUGGGAGGAUAAUGAAUUAUUAAUACCUGGAGAAUCAGGGAAGAGUCAAAGUUUUGGGACAGUGAAAUUAUUUUUUUAAUAUUUUCACUUAUAUCUGCUAUUUUGCUAAACCUUAUCAACCUGGCAAAUAAAUACCACAAUUGUGUAAGGUUUACUUUCCCACAGGCACCUUCAUAGAAGGCUAAAAAUACUGGAGGCACAGCCAAAAAAUAUUUGAACACUUAACCUCGUUAACAUUACCAAGAUUAUUAUAUCAGGCCUCAGACAUCUCGGCCAAUUUGUGACCACUACAAAAAGUCUUACUACAUUCCCUGAUGUGCUACACCGUUUGCAACUAUUAAUGUAAAACUUUGGAUUUUGUCAACAAGCAAAAUAUAUUUUAUUGACUUAUAAA
Molecule: messenger RNA, 1177 nt
Organism: Portunus trituberculatus (swimming crab)
Lineage: Eukaryota; Metazoa; Arthropoda; Malacostraca; Decapoda; Portunidae
Gene: Ufc1
Product: ubiquitin-fold modifier-conjugating enzyme 1
Exons: 5
Coding region: 150-650 (166 amino acids)
Biological process (GO): protein K69-linked ufmylation
Cellular component (GO): cytoplasm
Molecular function (GO): UFM1 conjugating enzyme activity
Source: RefSeq, a predicted model, not a curated record